AUGGAGAGUACCCCAGUCCAACACGUCUUAGACCAAGCUUAUGAUUAUGUGAUAGUUGGCGCAGGUACGAGUGGUUGUGUGAUAGCGAGUCGACUGUCGGAGGACCCGGGAACUACCGUCUUGCUGCUUGAAGCCGGAGGAGACGACCUAGAAUGGGAAGAGAUCGCCAUACCUGGCAGUUCAGGGUUGAUGCAGUGCUCUAAGUACGACUGGUCAUUCCGAGGAGUUUCACAAGAGAGUGCGUUUAAAGGUUUUGAAAACCAGGCCUCGACCAUUCCAAGAGGGAAAGUGCUCGGAGGGUCAAGCGCCAUCAAUUAUAACAUGCACAUGCGGGGAACCCCACACGACUAUGAUAUAUGGAAGAACAUGGGCUGUACAGGCUGGGGUUACGCAGACGUCCUUCCUUACUUCAUCAAAUCUGAGACAUGUCUUGUCAGUGAUCUUCUAGACGGUGGUUUUCGAGGCACCUCAGGACCAGUUAUCGUAACUGAAGCAAGGUUUUCACCCAUCGGAGAUAUCUUUGUCGACGGAGGCAAGGAAAUGGGCUAUAGGAAAACUGACUGCAAUGGACCAGAUCCUAUUGGAUUCAUGGUUGCUCAGUCUAAUAUUGGAGACGGCAUUCGGCAAAGUUCCUCAGAAGUUUACCUCCGAAAGGCUGCCACACGCCCCAAUUUGCACAUCGCUACCUAUGGUCAUGUGACAAAGAUUUUAAUCCAUAAUAAUAUUGCCCGAGGCGUAGAAUUUAUUCGCGGAAAUAAGCAGAGCAGUGUUCGAGCUAAACGUGAGGUGAUUCUGUGUGCUGGAACGAUCUGUACGCCACAAAUACUAAUGCUUUCUGGCAUUGGACAUCGAUACCACCUGCAGUCUCACAAGAUUGAUGUAAUUGCUGAUUUACCCGUUGGUGACAAUCUUCAAGAUCAUAAUACUUUUUUUGGGCUGGAGUUUGAAAUUGACAAACCUUAUGCUGCAAUGAUGUCCUCGCCAGAGUCAAAGGAUUUGUACGACCGUCUUCGCAUAGGUCCUAUUGCGACAAAUAUCCUCGAGGCGACCGCCCUUGUGCGCUCCGACCUUCAGGAGCCUGGAAACCCCAACCCUGAUCUUCACCUUGUCCUGAUAAGUGGGAUGCUGGGAGCAGUAGAAAACUCAUCUUUCCAAAGGAAUACAGCCAUGAAAGGCGAGUUUUGGGAUGCAAUGUUUGCUGGGAAUGUGGGGAAGCAUGGGUUUAAUAUUAACCCCUCCGUGACACAUCCCCGAAGUAGAGGAAAUAUUAGACUCCAAAGUGCGGAUCCUUUCCAGCAUCCUCUGAUUGAUCACCAAACCUUAACCCAUGAACAAGAUAUCAAAACGUUGAUCGAAGGUGUGAAGUUUAUCCUCUCGCUGACCGACACCAAGCCGUUCAGGUCUGUUGGAGCAAGAUGGACCGGUCGAGUGCUUCCAGGAUACCAGAAGACACCAUUCACGGACGAGUAUUGGGAGGAAGUGAUCCGCACACUGACACACUACACUUAUCACCCCGCUGGUACGUGUAAGAUGGGCAGACCGGACGACCCCACAGCCGUUGUAGACCCAAAACUAAGGGUGAAGGGUGUGGACAAGUUGCGAGUGGCAGAUGCCUCCAUUAUGCCGGAAAUCACCUCCGCUAAUCUCAAUGCCCCAUGCGUGAUGAUUGGAGAGAAGGCGGCGGACUUAAUCCGAGGACGAACGAUCUCUCCCAAGCUGUAG
Messenger RNA from Liolophura sinensis, 1722 nucleotides. RefSeq lists its product as uncharacterized. The coding region runs from base 1 to 1722 and encodes 573 amino acids. NCBI's taxonomy places the organism in Eukaryota, Metazoa, Mollusca, Polyplacophora, Chitonida, Chitonidae. Gene Ontology annotation, molecular function: oxidoreductase activity, acting on CH-OH group of donors; flavin adenine dinucleotide binding. The transcript is spliced from 11 exons. The record is from RefSeq and is a predicted model, not a curated record.